GGUACUACUGCGGGGUCUCGUCAUCUUCCUCUGCCUCCUUCAUCUGUGUGUUCAAGACAUUCAGGAUGUGAACACUGUGUGUCUUGCUAAAAUGACCCAGUAUUUUUAUGACAAAGUUCAGCCAAAGACCAAAAAAGGAGCUGAUGCUCAGUAUGCAUUAUCAAUCUAUCUCCCACCGGCUCAUUGUGUAGAUAGAAAUGCUAAAAUCGAAAAGAAGUUUGACAAUGUACAAGCAGCACAAGUAAAAGCGCUUCUCAAUAACCAUACCAAAUGUGAACUUUGCACAGAGCCAAAAAAUGUCAUUGCUUCACGGACAGUUCUAACAAGUGAGAAUAAAGUAGAACAUUCUGAGCAUGUUCUGCUCUAUCCUGUAGGAAAGUCUCUCAUGGACAAACUUCUAGCAGAGGCAAGAGACCAAAGCUGUGUAGUGUUCUAUUCAUACAACUCACCUUGUGUGCAAACAUGCCUUCAGAGUGCAGACAAUAUUCUGGAAGGCCUUAGAAACUGGAUAAAUAAAAGAAAAGGCAAAAUGAAUGCCUUUGUUUUUCAAGAGAUCUGGCAGAAGGACAUGAUGGACAAGAAUCUCGAAACAGAAUUUAAAAAAAUUGAUGAAAUAGUGCCUCUUUAUCGGUGUAUGAGAAACAGAAAAGAGAUGGAAUGCCGGAAAUGUGUGGACAAUAAUUUUGUGGAUCCCUUCUGUCUGCCCAAAGAAAAAUAA
Messenger RNA from Labeo rohita (rohu), 718 nucleotides. RefSeq lists its product as uncharacterized. The record is from RefSeq and is a predicted model, not a curated record. The transcript is spliced from 2 exons. Bases 92 to 718 code for a protein of 208 amino acids. Lineage: Eukaryota; Metazoa; Chordata; Actinopteri; Cypriniformes; Cyprinidae.